GUCGAGCGCCGCCGGCAUGAGCAUCUCCGUCCCGGAGGGGCUGAGCGAGCUGCUGCAGGGCUUCACCGUGGAGGUGCUGCGGAGCCAGCCGGGGGACCUGCUGGAAUUCGCCCUCCAGUACUUCGGGCGCCUCAAGGCGGCGGCGGCGGCCAGCGGCGAGCAGGAGGCGGCGGAGGCAAGUGGCCGCUGCCGCCUGAAUGCAGCCCCGGGGGGCCUCUUGCAGCUGCGCAGGGCCCCUUCCGAGGGCCGAGGGGUCAGCUUCGUGGAGGAGCCCAUGCACACCGAUUCGGAGAGCGGAGAAGGGGAGGACGACGACGACGAGGAGGAAGAGUUCUCGGCCCCAGUGAUAAACCGAUUCACUAGGCGAGCAUCAGUUUGUGCAGAAGCUUACAAUCCUGAUGAAGAGGAAGAUGACACUGAAACAAGGAUUAUUCACCCCAAAACAGAUGAUCAAAGAAACAGACUUCAAGAAGCCUGCAAAGACAUUCUUCUAUUUAAGAACCUAGAUCCGGAACAGAUGUCUCAGGUGUUAGAUGCAAUGUUUGAGAAGCUGGUUGAAGGAGGGGAGCAUGUUAUUGAUCAAGGUGAUGAUGGUGACAACUUCUAUGUAAUUGAUCGAGGGACGUAUGAUAUCUAUGUGAAAUGUGAUGGUGUUGGAAGGUGUGUUGGCACCUACGAUAACCGUGGAAGCUUUGGUGAAUUGGCUUUAAUGUACAAUACAUCCAGAGCAGCUACAAUCAUUGCUACCUCUUCUGGUGCGGUAUGGGGUUUGGACAGAGUCACAUUUCGGAGAAUUAUUGUGAAAAACAAUGCCAAAAAGAAGAAAAUGUACGAAAGUUUUAUUGAGUCAUUGCCUUUCCUUAAAUCUUUAGAACUUUCUGAACGAUUGAAAGUGGUGGAUGUGAUAGACACCAAAGUAUACAAUGAUGGUGAACAAAUAAUUGCUCAGGGAGACAUGGCCAACUGUUUCUUUAUCAUUGAAUCUGGAGAAGUACGAAUAACAAUGAAAAGAAAGGGUAAACAGGAUGCCGAUGAGAAUGAAGCUGUUGAAAUUGCACGAUAUGCCAGAGGACAGUAUUUUGGCGAACUCGCUCUUGUAACUAACAAGCCUCGGGCGGCCUCAGCAUUUGCACUUGGCACGGUCAAAUGUUUAGUUAUGGAUGUCCAAGCAUUCGAAAGGCUUUUGGGACCUUGUAUGGAAAUUAUGAAAAGGAACAUUGCAAACUAUGAAGAACAGCUAGUUGCUCUGUUUGGAACAAACAUGGACAUUUCUGAUUCCAGUGCAUGAACUGAGUACGAAGCCACAAAAUCUGUUACAAGAAAUAGCACGGAUAGUGGUUAGUCCACUGGAAAUUUAUCUAUCUUCCUGUAGAUGCUAAGCAUUUUUUCUGUGAUUUUACAGGGGAUUGGGUUUCUUUAAUUUUUUUAAACUCCCCCCCCCCCCCUUUGUACACAUUGAGGGCUCAUUGAAUGGAACAGAGGUGACAUCAUAACAUUGGCCCCAUCUUGCCAGAGAGUUAAGCCACCAACCUCUCCUGUCAGCCUUACUGGGAUUCGAUGGAAAUUUACAAUCUUGUAUACAGUUUUAGGAUUACAAUGCUUCAGUGACUUCUUUCAAAAAAUUAGAUCUUUUUAUAAUACCUUU
Molecule: messenger RNA, 1645 nt
Organism: Heteronotia binoei (common prickly gecko)
Lineage: Eukaryota; Metazoa; Chordata; Lepidosauria; Squamata; Gekkonidae
Gene: PRKAR2B
Product: protein kinase cAMP-dependent type II regulatory subunit beta
Exons: 11
Coding region: 17-1288 (423 amino acids)
Biological process (GO): regulation of protein phosphorylation
Cellular component (GO): cAMP-dependent protein kinase complex
Molecular function (GO): cAMP-dependent protein kinase regulator activity
Source: RefSeq, a predicted model, not a curated record